This is a messenger RNA of Bufo bufo (common toad), 2014 nucleotides long. It is a transcript of the gene LENG1, whose product is annotated as leukocyte receptor cluster member 1. Bases 479 to 1264 code for a protein of 261 amino acids. The record is from RefSeq and is a predicted model, not a curated record. The transcript has 4 exons. Lineage: Eukaryota; Metazoa; Chordata; Amphibia; Anura; Bufonidae.
UAUGUAUAACCCCUUCAGCUGUCACCAGGACUCUUUGUGCCAUGUUGAGGACUGCGUUUUCUUCUGUAGGAAUUCUCCUUUUUAUGUUUUCACUUAACCAAUACAGAUAUUGAACUUCUCGUGAGAGCAGCACCAGCCUCAGUGCCCUGCAGCUGACUGAAUUAUAGCUGGCAGCUAAUCCAUCCUGGCAAAGCUGAACAUUCCCAAAUCAAACAUGGCCGACCCAACAGUUCGAAUUGACGACUUCCACCCACGUGAUUCUAUGGGAUCACAUGAUUGUACCAAUUUCCCAAUAGAAGCGUAGCGCGUUAUGAUGACGUUUUGGCUCGCUAGCGAAUCAUCACCUUUUUUGGCGAGGAAGUCCCGUACAAUGUAAACAAGCGCUGGAAGAAGACCUCACCGCUGAAUACUUGUACAGCCCGGGGGGCUACAGGGGCGGGGCUUGUUACUUACUGAGUAUUAACCACGUGACCCGAAGAUGAAUAUCCUGCCGAAAAAGAGCUGGCAUGUGCGCAAUAAGGACAACGUUGCGCGAGUGCGGAGAGAUGAAGCCCAGGCCGCGGAGGAGGAGCGACAGCGCGGGAAGAGGGCGGAGCUAGCAGAGCAAGAGGCUCGUACUGACUUUCUGCGUAAAAAGGCUCGCUCGUCACUACCAGAGACAUCUACGGCCAGGUCAACAGUGGUGGACGUGUACGAAGAGUCUGGCCACAUCAAUUUAUUUCAAGAUGUUCAGGAGGGCAAAGGGACCACCCAAGGAAACAAGGAAUAUGAAGAAGAGAAACGCAGAGAGAAGGAACGUCAAGAAAAAGCUUUGGGGAUUCUGACUUACUUAGGACAGAGUGCAGCAGAAGCCCAGACAUGUCGCCCCUGGUACCAAGAGGUUCCUGUUCCUCAAAAGAAGGAAAAAGAUGAUACGGCAAAGGAUGAAAAGCUGAAACGGAUGCUGGAUCCUAUGACUGAAAUGGAAAAAUACCUUCAUAAGAAAACGGGGGAGAAAAAGAGGCCCUCUGGUAAAAAAGAGCACAAGAAAGUGAAGGAGAAAGGAAAUGAUAAGAAGGGGGGAUCCAAACCAUCCAUGGAACAGCUGAGGCAAGAGCGGUUGAAGAGAGAAGCUGCAGAGAGAGCGCGUGCUGAGGCUCUGCUGUCUGGUAGAAAGGACCAGCCAGCGCCAGAACUGGAGAUAGACGACAGAAAGCGACGAUACAACUCCCAAUUCAACCCUCAGUUGGCGCGAAAACCCAAAGUACGAGAAGAACAUUGGUGAUUAGCCAACACAGGGCCGUUGGUUCUGUGCCAUCUCAGGAGGACUUAGUCAUUGACGUAUUUACAGUUGGUUACGAUGUGGGAAUUCCCAUUUAUAGGCCUCAUACAUGUAAGGAUGGAUUCAUUUCAGCUAAUAUAUAUACCAUUAUACAAAUCUGAUACUUCUGCUGCUUUCAUUAGAGUAACAAUGUAAAAGGAACACUCAUCCGUCCAAACCUUAUUAUCCAGGGUAGAAGAAGCUCAUUGUGCCAUGUAGACACUGGGUGUAUUUUAGCAUCUGUGUACUGGUGGUGGUUACCCAUCCGAUACAUUAAGGGCAAUUUCGCACGAGCAUUUUAAUUCCAGGAGACACUGGGAGAUGUAUUUCCCAGACUGAACACUGUUCCUCUGAAGUAAACUCGCAGCAUCAUAAUGAUUUAUGAUGCUGUGAAUUCCCAUCUCAUCGUGAGUCUACCGAACUGGAGUCACAGCAUUAUGUGACUACAGUUCAGCAGACUCACAGCAUCAUAUAUCAUUAUUAUACUGCAAGUUCACUUUAUAGGAGUAGUGUUCAGUCCAGGAUAUACAAGUACAUCUACAACACGGAGCGGUUUUUCCCAGACGGAAUAUGAUUACAUGAAACUGGUCUAAAGGAGGAAUACACCAGUAAUAGUAUUCAUUUCAGUGACACUACUGUCAGAUACACUGUAGUUGUUAGGAGACGCACAGCUCCUAAUUAUAGUGCUGCCUCUUGGCCAGUCCUUGUGUCAGA